Molecule: messenger RNA, 8178 nt
Organism: Neoarius graeffei (lesser salmon catfish)
Lineage: Eukaryota; Metazoa; Chordata; Actinopteri; Siluriformes; Ariidae
Exons: 4
Coding region: 567-2180 (537 amino acids)
Source: RefSeq, a predicted model, not a curated record
UGAACUUAUUUAAAUUCAUUUUAUUUUUAUUUAUUCUUUUUUCAGACGAUUUUAUCUUCUAUUUUUAGACAUGUUUACUACUUCUUGAUUCAGGAGCUUGGUAGCAAAUUUUAAUUUCCCUCCGGGGAUUAAUAAAGUGAUUCUGAUAAAAUAAUUGCUAGUGUGUAUGAAAAAGGCUUUGGAUGGAAUGUCUUAGCUAUUGGACAAAAUGGUCAUUGGAUGAAGUGUCCUGAUCCCCUUGUCUCCUCUCUGUACUAAGCCUCAGAGUUUCCUCUUUCUGAAUCACGGACAGAAUCCUAAAAAAUCGGAACAUGCCACGGUCACUGUUGUGACCACAACCAGAUACAGCACAGAGAUAAGGCAGAGCUAAAAGAACACUUAAAGCAGUGGAAAAACAAAGAGAGUUGUGCACAUGUGACUAUGUUUUGUAUGGAAUGUUGCUUGAUCCCACAUUUGUAUUUCCACCAACAUCCAGGUUUCUAUUUUGCUUUGACGUUACUUGCAAGUCAAGGAGAUAGAUAUAGAUAAAUCCCAUGCAGACUGAUUCAUGAAUAAACCUUACUUGCAUGGAUGGAUGGACUUUAUCCCUGAGGGUAAAUGUGGGAAAUUUGUUUUCAGCCUCAUGUUCAGUGGUGAUUACAAACUGCAGCUUUAAUAGAGUCCAGUGUGAGGCGAUGCACAGUGUGUUUGAUCCUGAGGGCCACCGAGAAGAAGAGAAGAAGAGAGCGCUUUGUGAGUGCGUGUUGUUGUGUGUCAUUACGGUACAAGCCCAUAGAGGGUGUGUGUGUGUACAGAAAGGAAAGGCAUCACCGUGUUGUUUCUCCUCUCCUGAUUCUCCAUCUCUCCUGGAGGAGGAUGAGCUCAGUGCUGAUUUUGUUCCCGGUGGAGGAGAGAAGAUGAACGGCUCUCUCUAUAUCUCUUUUUUCCAGGGCCAGCUGGAGUCGGUGCUGGAGCAGGUGGUGCAGCUCGCAGUCACCGAGAUCACAGGCACUGUGGGGGCCAGUCUGGGCUCCAUGCUGCUGGAAACGGCCCGGAAGGAGCAGGAGAACCAGCGGCUCAGAGCCGCCGUGCAGUGCCCGAGCCGCGGCGAGAGAGAGAGCGCGGAGCCCCCCGCCGCCCCCAGACCCGCCGCCGGAGCCCCCAGACCCGCCGCCGGGGCCCCCAGACCCGCCGCCGGGGCCCCCAGACCCGCCGCCGCUCAGCCCGACUCUCACCGCCAGGAGCACAAGAGCCGAGCUGUGGGUCAGCUGAAGGUGGUGAUGGAGCGUGUGCUGGCGUUUGCUGUGUGUGAGCUCAGUAAGCUCGUAGAGGACAGCUUCGAUGAUGUUCUCUUGGAGCUCAGAAAGACCGAGCAGGAGAAUGAGGAGCUGAUGGAGAAGCUGCAUGGUGUGGUGGAGGAGAACGGAGCGGGUGAUAUGGAGAUAAAUGAGUCUCAGGGGGACAGGGCAGGAUCUCCAAACAGCACUGCUGUAGUGAAGGAUGAGGAAGAGCGGGCCACGGAACAGACGCAGAACACUGAGGACUCUGCCCACCAGGCAGUGAUCAGCGUGUCUCAGGACUGGGUCCCGGUGCUGGAUCAGGUGUUUGGUCAGAAGUGGUGCGCUGACGUUUGGCCCGUUAAAGAACCUGGGGACGUUAAAGCGACGCGUUCACGAGUCCCUUCUGGAGAACCAGUGAGGGAAGAAUCCAUACUACCUGGGAAUGACGACAGCCAAUCAGAUCGUCUGCAGUGGCUGAAAGACGCCGAGACCCUGACUGUGACCUUCGACCCUCAACAGACCUCAGAGAUGAACCUGACAGGAGACGAUGUUCAGUUAAAAUCCCCAUCGAUGCUCCAUCGGCUUCUCACACUCCCGUCCCAGCUGUUAGACGACGACAAGUCGAUGGAGUUGGAGAAUGCCAUCACCUUACUGCACGGCGCUCAGACACCUCAUCAUGACACCAGCAGGGGGGAGGAUCGCAAGGAUGGCGCAGGCCUCAAGGAGCAAGAGGAGGAGCAAGAAGAAGUGAAGCCGAGGCCCUGCAAAAGUGCGAAGAAGAACCAUGUGUGUAAAACCUGCGGCAGGAAGUUCAGCCGAGCUCACCUGCUCAAAGCACACUGGCUCACACACAGGGAUGCUCACACACCGUGCUCCAAACCCCACUCCCAUGCGUCCACCAAUUUGGGGAAAAACACAUGAGGGAGAGAGAAAGAGAGAGAGAGAGAGAGGAGUUCCAGAAGUUUCCAAAACCAGGCAUGUGCUGAUAUGCUGUCAUAUCGCAAUCAUUUCUCAACAUUUCAUUACAGCGUUACAGCAGAAGUGUGUUCAGCAGGGCGUGGGGGCGGUGCCCAUGUUCUCAAGACUCAACGACAACUCUGUACUGUGCUGAAUAUCGCGAUUAUCGGCGCACACACCUCCCAUUGUAAACUCAGUGUGUGAAGGUACGUCAAACAGUGCAAGGAAUUUUUCCUCCUCCAGUUCACGUGUGUGUGUGUGUGUGUGUGUGUGUGUGUGUGUGUGUGUGUGUGUGCGCGCUGCAGCAGCUAUGUUGCAGGUAAUUCGAUGAUCUUUCACCAUAUUUUAAUCUUUUAAAUGGAUUCCAGAAGAACCAGAGUGUCAUCCUUGUCUCGGGUUGUGUUUCCAUCCACACGUCCAAGUGGAAAUGAGUUAACCCCUCCUGGGCCGUGUCCCAAAUCAUGUCGUAAUGUUCAGUAGGUGAUGUUUUACUUCUGUGGUGACGUGUUCCAAUACGCCGCUUCAACACAUGGUUUGGAACACGGCGGUUUCCUCUCCGUCUUGCUGUAUUAGAGCGCUGAAUACACCACAGACGGCACACGAAGGAACCUUUGUGAGAAAAUCUCACCACAUAACUCACCCUGCACUCAGGUUCACAGGAGACAUGCUCAAGUCCUGCCCACUUUCACAAGAACAGGACAUUUGAUUGACGCUGCAUAUGGCCAUCACACACCACUGAAGAAGACACUCAUCGUUCUGGAAUGUGUUGCGCGCUCAGUGGCGUUAAACGCAAUCAAAUGGAAACACAAAUUGAGGAGGUCCUGUGACAGGAAGACAUGUCUCACUUCCUUUCUGUUUGUUUUUUUUUUAAUCUGAUGGCAUGAUACGAGAACAAGCAGCUCUAAACAUUUGUUUGAUUGUAAAUAAAUAAUCUCCACAGUCUUGGUUUUUACAGGAAUACCUCGUCACACAGUCUGACUGGAUUUAUCCGAGUGUUGAAUCGGAUCUGAACGACGCAAAUGAAGAUCUCAGUGUUCUGAUUUCUGCACGCCUGGCGAAGCGCAUGACUCAGUCGAUUAGAGAAACACAACUUCAUGAUAAAUCCAUCAUGCAUAUGGAUAUUUAUGCAAAUUUCUAUUAUUACAUCUUAUCAUAAACAUGGAAGUUUAUAUUUCUGGCUCUGGCUUUAUAUGGAUUCCUGCAGAAACGUUGUGCACGAGCGUCGUGUCUUCUUGUUCCACUUCCUGUUCCUACUGUGCUUCAUUUCUGUAGCCAUGUGACCACCACCACAGGGUUUACCACAUUAUUAUUAUUAUUAUUAUUAUUAUUUGUUUUGAACACAUUGUGCUCUGGCAGGCUAGUGCUAACACAACCAGCUAACAUUAGCUACUGAGUUUGAAACAAGCACAUACAUUUAGCAAGAUAAACGUAACCAUGGAAACAACACAAACGACUGUUAAUCGGAGAAGAAACCGUAUACUACAAGACGCCGGUGUCGGUUCUGUUCACCAGGUCAUAUUUCUCUCAACCAACUGAACAUAAUUUGAAGAGUCCAAUAAUAAUAAUAAUAUUAUCGCGAUAUAUCGUAGAGCUGAUUAUCAGCAUGCGCCAGUUUCUGAGUGAGUUUAAUAAUAAAUGACCAGAGAUUACUCCAUGAAUACUCAGAUGUUCUCCUGAUUAAUGAAGAAUGGUGUAAGGGGGAGCUCGGGUUUGUGUAUAAACGGCUUUGAGACUCGGAGCUGAUGUUCACUCAUGCCCCUUUUCCACCAAAGCAGUUCCAGGGCUGGUUCGGGGCCAGUGCUUAGUUUGGAACCGGGUUUUCUGUUUCCACUGACAAAGAACUGGCUCUGGGGCCAGAAAAAACGGUUCCAGGCUAGCACCAACUCUCUGCUGGGCCAGAGGAAAGAACCGCUUACGUCAGCGGGAGGGCGGAGUUGGUAAGACCAACAACAAUAACAAGACCGCGAAAGAUCACCAUUUUUAAGCGACGAGAAGCAGCAGCUGUACAAACGCGAAGUCAUCCGUUAUUAUUAUUGUUGUUGCUGCUGCUGCUUCUUCCAUGUUGUUUUUGCUUCGAUAUUCACGCUAAGGUUUAUGCAAACAUAGCGACGUAACUGACGUAUACAGCGACGUAAUGACAUAUACAGCGACGUAACUGACAUAUACAGUGACGUAAUGACGUGGCUUCCUUUAGCACCGCGAGCUAUGGAAAAGCAAACUGGUUCUCAGCUGGCUCGCAAGUUGAACGAGUUGUGAACCAGCACCGGCCCCGAACCAGCCCUGGAACUGAUUUGGUGGAAAAGAGGCAACUGACUGUUAAGCUACAGUUACACUACAGCUCACGAUACUUUGCGAGGGUUAUCGAUGAAAAUGAGGUGUUCUGGCGGCGAUGCUUGGCGACAUACAGGUGAGCUAAAAGUUGUGGUCACACAGCAGGUGAUCACUUGACUAUCAUGCCUUCGUGCGCUCGAACGGCCGCGCUCGCUCACAGGACCCAAUCAUUAUGGGAAACACCUGAUGCUGACUUGAGCACAAUCAGAACGCGUGUAUAAGGACCCUGUUUUCACAGAGAUGAUGCGAGGUAUUCUCAUGGUCGCGCUUGUUUCUAGCCAGGUUUAUGACUCUGCUUUCUGCUUCAUUUGUGUUUUGUUACUCUGACCUAAUAUCAUGCCUGCUAAUAAACACUCUUCCUGCACUUAGAUCCAUGUACUGCUGCAUACCUGACACAACACUUCACAAAGUCUCUGUGAAAACAGUACCCUUACAUGCCCAUGCUGAUUUCGCUCAAACCAGCAUCAGGUGUUUCCCAUAAUGACUGGCUCCCAAGUACACGCACAACACACUCCGAAGGAUCCCCGAACGUGAAUGCACUUUUUAAGUCUUGGGGAAGGUUAGGCUGUGCCGAGCUGCUGUGUUGUUGAGGCUCCCGCGAGUAUCAAGGACAUGGAUUUGAGACAAAUACAUCUCAAGAUGCUCUAUAGAGGUUCUCUGAGUUUUGGGAAGUAUUCCCAAACCCAUCUGCAAGGAUUCGCUGCUUAGUUUGCCAACAAAAAGAUCGCCACCAAAUUUCAGUGCAUGCUUUUACAAAUGUCAUGAUGUUUUUGGCCACAUACGAGGUGGAGACACCAAAAAACAACUUGCAAAGCUCAGAGACCAUUCAACAUGUGUCACAUGAUUAGUGGCGAUGCUACCGAUUUUUCAUCAAGUAUUUGCAAAGCCAUCGCCAGCUGUAGUGUGAGCAGGGCUUUAGAGAAACUGGGGCUGGAGGAGGAUGAUGACGUGACGGAGAUCAGAUCACGAUGCUCUGAAACAUUUCUGCAAUACACUGCAUGUAUCACGAUAUACAGUAUGUAUUGUGAACAAUUUCACAGUAAAAAAAAAACCUGUUCAAUACUUUUGUUAAUAAUGUUUUUUUAAUAACAUUUUUCAGUUAUUUUAGAUUUUUGUGAAUCUGCUUCCAUGUAGUUUGUAAUUAUAUUAAAAAGAGCAACAAAAAUAAGAAAAAGAUCAACAGAGUAUCAGGAAAUCUCAGAACAGUACGUUGUGACUGUAAUUUAUCACGAUAUUGAUAUUUUAUCUUUGUAUUGCUGAGCUCUAACUUCCAGUGAAGGGACAAAAUGUAGAUUAUUUACAUUUUUGUGUUUUUGAUGUUUUGAUGAGUUUUGUGUUAUAACUGUGGAGCUGUAACGAUGCAUCACUAUAACGUGAACGUCACGCUAUCGAGAUAUAUUUUAUGAAUGUUACCAGUGAUGAUGAUGUAAUGGAUUAAAGCGUGUUGUUACAGCACUGUUAUAACGGAGCGUUUUGCACUUUCAGUUCUUCACACAGCUGUACCUCACUGUGGCGUAACGUUGGCGUCGCUCAUUACCUCAGAACACACACUUAUUACUUCAGCAUCAUGUUUAUUAUUGUUAUUUUUUAGCUCAUUUAUGUUUGUAUGGUUUUAUAAAAAUGUCACUGGGGUAUCAGACGGAGGAAACACCGUGGAAACAUUCCACCGUAUCUGCACCAGACUUUUAUAAUCCACCAAAACAUCCAGGAGCAUGUGAGUGACGUCUCAGUGCUUCAGUCACAAAUCUAAAAAAGCCCAAUGAUAUUUUAUUCUGUACAGAUUUUUUUUUGUAUUCUUUAAUCCUUACUAAUUGUGAUUUAUUCCAAUUUUGAGUUUUAUUACAAUAUUCUUUAGGAGAAAAAUAUCCAUGUUAGUUUUUUUUUUUUAAAUAAAAAAAAAUUAACCCAUUUAUCCAAAUACAGGAAUUUUAAAAGGGGAAAAAUGUGAGAUUAUUUAAAAACAUGUAAAUAACUAUGCGAUGGUGCAGAAAACUGAAAACAGUUGAAUGUUACCUGAGGAACAUUCGACUGUUUUCAGUUUUUUUUAAUAUUUGCACAAAAUGAGGAGACGAGAGGGAUUCCAGCUAUUAACCAAAUUUAUCUUUAUGUUUUUCCUCCUUUUCGUUUCUUUUCCCCUCAAAAUGAUUGCGGUUGUUCAUAUCUGUUUAAACAUUGUACUUUAAUAUACACAGUCUCCUCCAAAAGUAUUGGGACAGUAAUGCCAGUUCCUGUUUUUGUUCCACACUGAAGACACUUGGGGUUUGAAGAUGGGACGAUGGAUCAGAAUUUCUACAAAUUAUAAAAUGGCACCUUUUGUUUGACCCCUCCCAUUCUCCAAGUGAUCAAAAAUAUUGGACCGUUUGGGUGAUGGUAUCAGCAGAAUGAAUUUAGACAUCUACAGAGACGUUCUGUCUGAUAAUUUACACAGAAGUGCAUCCGAUCUAACUGGGAGGAGCUGUCUGGUUGGAGUUUCAUCGCAUUGCUCCUGUGGAGGACGGCCCCAUGAGGACAGUUGAAAGUCACACUUGGAAGAUGCUCUGGACUCUUACAGUAAUGCUUUUAUGGCUGAAGACUACAGUUGACUUGCUAACUUUAGGACUGCAGUUGUCAUGAACAGUUUUGCACUCAAGUUUCCAUCAAUGAAGAGUUUAUAACAUCAACGAAACUGACUUCAUGUUAAAACUGUUAAUGUUAUAGUCAUGCUGUCUGUUGUUGCCCAAAUGAGGAUGGGUUCCCUUUUGGGUCUGGUUCCUCUCGAGGUUUCUUUCUCAUGUCAUCUGAGGGAGUUUUUCCUUGCUACCGUUGCCAUGGGCUUGCUCAUUGGGGAUAGAUUAGGGAUAAAAUUAGCUCAUGUCUUGGGUCAUUCAGAUUCUGUAAAGCUGCUUUGGGACAAUGUCUAUUGUUAAAAGCGCUAUACAAACAAACUUGACUUGACUUGAUCAUGCAGCAAGACAACGGAGGACUUCAUCAGGGGGAACAGUGGAAGGGUUUAGACUGGAGAAGUCCAUCAGCAGACCUGAACCCACCUGAGAGAAGGAGCUGCAGUACAAAUCUGGAAAAGCAUCACAAAGACUGCAGCAGUUUGGUGAUGUCAGAGGGUCACUGGCUCAAUGCAGUUACUGCAAACAGGGGAUACGCAUCACAUAUUAAGUUUAUUUACUUUCAUACUAUCUGUUCCAAUACUUUUGCCCACAAAAUUGGGUAGUCUGCCACCAAAGGCGUCAUGUUCUAAGCUGUUGAACACCUCUAGAUGUAAAUGUAAUUAAAUGAAAGUUGAAAUGCUGAUCUAUUAUCUCAUCUUUUGAUCUUAAACCCAGAUCUCCUCCAUGUAAACCACUCACUAUAGAUUUAAUGAACUGCAUUAACAGUGAGAUACUCAAUGAGUUCUGAGUAAUGAAGCCACGGUUUUACUGACAAAGUGCCCUCGAAUGAAGGAGUGUGUUUUUGUAACAAAUCUUUUUUUCCCUCAUUUUGAUUUUUAAAAUUUUUUUGUUGGAAUGUGGGUAAUUAAUUGUGUGAAAAAUGAAUAAAUGAAUUAUGUAUAAACUAAACAUAUUGUCCUCACAGUGCUCUCUGAUUAUUUUUUAUUGUAUCUUCAGUCUUUGUGGAAUAAUAAAGGUACUAAAUUGGA